This is a messenger RNA of Gongylonema pulchrum, 207 nucleotides long. The record is from the annotation of a GenBank genome assembly. NCBI's taxonomy places the organism in Eukaryota, Metazoa, Nematoda, Chromadorea, Rhabditida, Gongylonematidae.
AUGAGUAUGUUCCCGGUGCGCGUUGUGGUCGAGUCGGUACGGCCACAACACUGCCUUACGUGUGCACGUGACGGUCACACUCUUGUCGAUUCCUAUGCAAUCGUUUCUGGUGCUACUCUGCUCAGUCAGUUGGUGGACACGGUGCUGAGCGCCUUGGGUAUACCGCAACUCGCCGUCAAUUCCAAAGGUUCAGCUGUGCAUGAGUGA